AUGAAAUUAGAAGAUUUGGACGAUAAUGCAGUUGUCAUUUCCGGAAUAUCCGGAAAAUUUCCGAAGAGUGACAAUAUCAACGAGUUAAUAAAGAAUCUAAUGAAUGAAGAAGAUUGCUUGACUUCGGAUCAUGCGAAAUGGAAGCUAGAUUUAGAUGAAGUUCCACUUCGAGUGGGACUAAUCCCUUCUAUACAGAAAUUCGAUAACGUUUUUUUUGGAAUUAAUACAAAACAGACAAACUUUAUUGAACCAGCAGCCAGAUUAGCAACAGAAAGUACUUUCGAAGCGAUCACUGAUGCCGGAAUAAAUCCUUUACAGCUACGGGGCAUGAAAACAAAUGUUUACGGGGCAUUAACUAUAACCGAGUCAGAUAAAUCUCUUUUUUACGAAAAAUUAGAACAAAAUGGACUUAAUCUACUUGGGUCUUGCCGUGCUAUGCUAUCAAACAGGAUUUCGUUUUCUAUGAAUUUGAUUGGCUCCAGCUGCACUAUUGAUGCAACUUGCAUAUCAAGUUCAGUAGCUAUUCAGAAAGCGUAUGAAGCUUUAAAGGCCGAAAAUUGCGAUUACGCGAUUAUUACUAGUGGAAUGUUAAUUCUGCAUCCUCACACAUCUUACCACCUGUCUGAAUUAGGUUUGUUGUCAGACGACGGGGUAAAUAGAUCUUUUGAUAAGAAAGCUUCUGGAUUCUCGAGAAGCGAGUCGAUAGGAGCUAUUUUUCUUCAAAGAGCGAAACACGCAAGGCGUAUUUACGCCGAGGUCGUUAAUAUUUGUCUUUCGUAUGGUAAAUCAAUUCCAAGAAACCAUUGUAUGUUCCCUACGGCCGAAUUUCAGGCGCAAUUAAUGAAGAAGACGUUGAAAGACUGCGGUCUAAAACCAAGCGAUGUAACUUACAUUGAAGCUGAUGGCACAGCGAUCAAAUUAAUGGAUCGCGAAGAAUUAAAGGCAAUUGAUCUUGUAUAUGGUAAAGAUCGAAGUCCUUCUAAACCUCUCCUGAUAGGAUCAAUUAAGUCAAACAUUGGUCAUACAAUCAAUAAUAAUACAAUAAAUUCGAUCAUAAAGGUAAUAAUUGCUAUGGAGACUGGAGUUCUACCUCCGAAUCUUCAUUAUGAUAAGCCUCCGGAAGAUGCGAAAUGCCUUCAGGAGGGACGAGUAAAAGUCGUUACAAAAAAAACACCUUGGAUGGAUAGAUAUGCUGCCAUCAACACAGCCUCUUGUAAUGGGUGUUUCUCUCACAUUAUCCUAAAACGUAAUUUAAAAGAGAAGCAGAGGAAAGAGAUUUCACUAGAUACAAUGCCACGACUUUUUGUAGCUUCUUGUCGAACUAAGGAGAUGAUAUCGGCAAUCUUUAACGUCGUAAUGACUUUAUUUUACAAACGAAUUAAUUAA
Molecule: messenger RNA, 1386 nt
Organism: Polistes canadensis
Lineage: Eukaryota; Metazoa; Arthropoda; Insecta; Hymenoptera; Vespidae
Product: fatty acid synthase-like
Exons: 5
Coding region: 1-1386 (461 amino acids)
Biological process (GO): fatty acid biosynthetic process
Molecular function (GO): fatty acid synthase activity
Source: RefSeq, a predicted model, not a curated record